CUUGAAAUGACCUUGACAUCACUUUUGGACUUUUUCAAUUUUUCCCUCUCAAACCUAAGUUCCUCGUCUAUUUGUUCUGAAAUUCGACGCGCGUCAGCCUCGUGUUGGAGCCGAAUAUGGCGAUCUGAGUCUGAUUCUUCUGGAGGAGGCCGUAUAGCAAGAGACAAGGGGUCAUCUUGACUACGAAUAGAAGAAGUUCGCAUCAUCGUGGUACAGAGGCAAGACUUCGCUAUUAAAGACUAGGCAGUCACAGCCUAUCGCGUCACACAGUCACAUUGUCACGCAUGUCUGUAACGCUUCAUACAAGCCACGGCGAGCUCAAGAUCGAGGUAUUCUGCGAGGCUGUCCCCAAAACGGCAGAGAACUUUCUGGCGCUGUGCGCUUCGAAUUACUAUGAUAAUUGCAUAUUUCACCGCAACAUCAAAGGGUUUAUGACCCAGACGGGCGAUCCUUCUGGCUCAGGAAAAGGUGGCCAAAGCAUAUGGGGAAAACCCUUCGAAGAUGAAUUGCGGUCCACGUUGAAGUUUAACAAUCGUGGUAUCGUUGCCAUGGCGAACUCCGGCCCCGACACAAACAAGUCGCAGUUCUUCAUAGCCUAUGCAAAACAGCCUCAUCUGGAUAACAAGUAUACGAUUUUCGGCAAGGUCAUUGAUGGUGCAGACUCCACACUGGAUGCCAUGGAACGCGUUCCUGUGAACAAUAAGAACAGACCGCUCUCCGAGAUCAAACUGACACAUGUAACCAUCCAUUCGAAUCCCAUUGCGGACGCUCUCUUAGUUCCACGCUGAUCCUAAAUGUGAACGUUUGAACCUUCUGUAUCAGUUUGAGUGCAAACUCCAAAAUCGUUAUAUCAGAUGAAUUUUCUUGAAUGCUACAGAACACCCCGGGAAUGCUAACGCUUGAUAAAACCAACCAGCUCUUUCUGCAGCUCCCUUUGCUGUCGCGCUUUUUCUAGGUCAUCCACGCUUCGCAGAUCAUAAACAAUAUCACGAGUUUUCCCGAAGUACACCUGUGGUGUGAUCAGGUCCCUGAAUGU
This is a messenger RNA of Suillus subalutaceus, 1036 nucleotides long. Its product is annotated as cyclophilin-type peptidyl-prolyl cis-trans isomerase. Gene Ontology annotation, biological process: protein peptidyl-prolyl isomerization; protein folding. The record is from RefSeq and is a predicted model, not a curated record. Bases 285 to 788 code for a protein of 167 amino acids. The transcript has 7 exons. Gene Ontology annotation, molecular function: peptidyl-prolyl cis-trans isomerase activity. Gene Ontology annotation, cellular component: catalytic step 2 spliceosome. NCBI's taxonomy places the organism in Eukaryota, Fungi, Basidiomycota, Agaricomycetes, Boletales, Suillaceae.